Molecule: messenger RNA, 659 nt
Organism: Aspergillus costaricaensis CBS 115574
Lineage: Eukaryota; Fungi; Ascomycota; Eurotiomycetes; Eurotiales; Aspergillaceae
Product: putative DRAP deaminase
Exons: 1
Coding region: 94-627 (177 amino acids)
Molecular function (GO): catalytic activity
Source: RefSeq, a predicted model, not a curated record
ACACCACCCAAUAUCACUUUGACUCGAUCGAGGUGCAGCACAUUUGUUAGACUCCUGCUUGCCAUUCAAAUCCUCGACUGGUGCUUUCGUACAAUGGCCGCCAAGCCAAGCCACCCCAGUAUUCCAGCUGGCGACCAUAAAGCCUACAUGGGAUAUGCUCUCGAUCAAGCUCGUCUCUCACCUCCAGCCCCGACGAAGUUUUGUGUCGGAGCAGUUCUGGUCGAUGCCGACAAAAACGAGAUCCUCUCAACCGGAUAUUCUAUGGAAUUGCCAGGAGACCGUCCGGGAGAUCCAGGCAACACCCACGCGGAACACUGCUGUUUCAUCAAAGUGGCCGAACAGCAUAUUAUCCCCGAGGAUCAGAUUGGGAAGGUGUUGCCCCGAAACACCGUUCUGUACACGACCAUGGAGCCCUGUAACCGAAGGCUGAGUGGGAAUCGAACCUGCGUGGAGCGGAUACUCCAAUUGGGCGACGCAAUCAAGGUUGUCUACGUUGGAAUCAAGGAGCCGGAGAAAUUUAUUGGGGAGAACGCGGGAAGGAAGCGACUGGAGGAGGCGGGCGUCGUGGUUCAGCUGGUGGAGGGCAUGGAAGAUCGUAUUACCGAGGUCGCGACAGCCGGGCACUAAUACCGUCAGGGUAUCAAAGAUACAUUGCUCAC